Talaromyces proteolyticus is the source of this 918-nucleotide messenger RNA. Its product is annotated as Pyruvate/Phosphoenolpyruvate kinase-like domain-containing protein. The record is from RefSeq and is a predicted model, not a curated record. NCBI's taxonomy places the organism in Eukaryota, Fungi, Ascomycota, Eurotiomycetes, Eurotiales, Trichocomaceae. The coding region runs from base 1 to 918 and encodes 305 amino acids. The transcript has 3 exons. Gene Ontology annotation, molecular function: catalytic activity.
AUGGAGAACAAUAUUAUUCAACCCUCACCAGUGGAAAUCCUGCGCAAACAAAUUGCUGAUGAAAAUGGCAUUGUGGUUUGUCCUGGUGUAUACGAUGGUCUUAGUGCACGGGUAGCAUUGCACGCCGGCUUCAAGACAUUAUAUAUGACAGGCUCUGGAACUGCUGUGUCGAGAUUGGGAAUGCCUGAUAUUGGCCUAACCUCGUUAAAUGAUAUGAAACAAAACGCAGAGCUAAUCGCCAACCUCGAUACCUCCGUACCUCUGAUCGCUGAUGCUGAUACCGGAUUUGGAGGAGCUUUGAUGGUUGGUCGCACUGUAGCACAGUACAUGAGAGCCGGCGUCGCAGCCCUCCACUUAGAAGAUCAAGUUAUGAACAAACGUUGCGGCCAUCUCCGCAAUAAGGAGCUCGUCUCCGAAGAUGAAUUCCUCUCCCGGAUCCGAGCAGCAGUCAAUAUGCGCAGCCAGCUAUCCGGCGACAUCGUAAUAAUCGCGCGCACCGACACCCUACAAUCACUAGGUUUCGAAGUCGCGCUAGACCGACUAAAGAAGUCCAUAGCAAUUGGCGCUGACGUCGCAUUUUUAGAAGGUAUCCGAACCAUUGAACAAGCUCGAACCGCAUGUCGCGAACUCCAUCCAACGCCGGUACUGUACAACAUGGUGCAAGGGGGUGUGUCGCCGCAUUUGACAGUCGCUCAGGCGAAAGAAUUGGGAUUUCGAGUGAUUAUUUACCCAGCGAUUGCCUCCAGAGCUGCGUACAUGGCAAUUACAAAGGCGAUGAAUGUUGUACGGGAGAAGGGGGAUUUCCCGGAAGAUACUGGCCAUAUUCCGCCGUCAGAAAUGUAUCGUGUGUGUGGGUUGGAUGAUGCAAUAAAGUUCGAUCUGGCUGCCGGUAGUAAUACGUAUAAUGGAGGAAUAUAG